AUGAAAGCCGUGGAUGAUGAGAAGCUAAAAGUGAUUGGGGUCUAUGGGCCUGGCGGCGUGGGGAAGACUACGCUAUUGGAGGAAGUCCAGAAGAAACUUAGGAAAGAGGGGAGACCGUUCCACAUGAUCAUCAAAGCGAAAGUAUCGCAGAUUCCUGUCUUGAAGAAUAUCCAAGACGAGAUCGCUGACGCCUUGAAACUGGAUCUGAAGGACGUGCAAAGUGACAGUGGCAGAGGAAAUCGUCUGUUGGAGAGGUUACAGAGGGAUCCGAGUGAGAAGGUUCUCAUUAUAUUGGACGAUCUGUGGGAUAAACUUGAUUUGAAGGCAGUCGGGAUUCCUUCGGGAGCGGAGGGCAGGGGAUGCAAGUUGCUGCUAUCGUCGAGAUUUAAAGAUGUGCUGGAGCAAAAGAUGCUUGCUGAUCGAACAUUUCAUCUUGAAGGUUUAAGCAACGACGAAACUUUUAAGCUAUUUGAAAAGAUGGUAGGUGACAGGCUCAAAGACGAGGAAUUGAAACGAAUAGCCGCUAAAGUGGUCAAGAAGCUCGCAGGUUUGCCUCUUUUGAUUACCUCUGUCGCUAGCACUUUGAAAUAUAGCGGUGUGUCUGCAUGGAAAAACGCGUUGAUAAAAAUAGAUGAGUCAAAUAUAGAAACCACAGUGAAGUUGAGUUACGACCAUUUGAAGAGUGAGGACGCGAAGUCCUUAUUCUUGCUCUGUGGUCUUAUUGGCAGGACCAUUCGAGUCGAAAUUCUGCUCGUACUAGGCAUGGGUUUGGGCUUGUUUGAGGGAUUCAAUAACACGAUAGAAGAUUCAAGGGAUAGAUUGAAUACUAGGCUCGAUGAACUCCGUUCUGCUUGUUUGUUGCUGGAUGGUGGCGAUGACAAGGACAAUGUGACCAUACAUGAUCUUUACAGCCAGAUAGUCGUCUCAACUCCAUUCAGAGGCCACAAUUCCUUAAUGAUGAACAGCAAUUAUGGCUCGUGGUCAAAGGAAAAGCUUGAGAAAUGUUGGGCAAUAUGCCAAGUUGAUGUUGGCAGUGAUGGGCUUGCUGAACUAACGCGCUGUGGGUUUCCUGAAUUGAAGAUACUCAUGUUGUCUCAACCAAAAGAGUGGGACGGGAGACUUAAACACCGACAUGACGUGGGAGAUUGUUGUAGACUAGAUUUCACAUACAUGAAGGAGCUCCGAGUCCUAUAUCUGAGCUCCAUGCAUAUCAUACAUUUACCUUCUUCAAUGGAAAUCCUCAUAAACCUCCGCUCUUUAUACUUAGACAAUUGCGAUGUGCACGAUGUGGCAAUUCUUGGCAAGCUCAAAGCAUUGUAGGUUCUCAGCUUCGCAGGGUCCAAAAUUUCUAGGCUACCUAAAGAAAUCGGGGAACUGACGAAUCUGAGAUUGUUGAAUCUAAGCAAUUGCUACGAGCUUAAAACAAUCGAGCCUGGCGUCCUAAAAUGCUUAAUCAAAUUGGAAGAGUUACAUAUGAAGGGAAGCUUUGAUCGAUGGAUUGGCAAGGAAGAAAUACCAUCGCAAUUGUGUAAUGUUGGGCUUGCCGAGUUGAAGAGCUUGACAAAGACAGCCUCUCUGGAAAUAUCCAUCCCUGAUCCCACCAAACUCUUUAAGGAUAGUGACUUGCCAUUUGGGAACCUGAUCAGAUUUUGGAUCAACAUAGGAAAUGUUGACGGGAGGGAAUUUCAAGAUUUGAGAACCAUGAAGCUCAAAUUGGAAGGAUGCGAUAGUAUUCUUUCAAAAGAAUGGCUUCAGAAAACUCUACAAAAUACUCAGUACUUACUUUUGGACGGGUUGAAAGAGUUCGAGAAAAACGCUCACGAGUUGUGCACCCAAGGAUUUCGAGAACUGAAGCAUCUCGACAUUGACAACAGCCCCUCAAUUAAGUACAUUGCCAAUUCAUCCAAUGGUCUCCCUCUCACUGCUUUUACGAUUUUAGAGUCUUUGUUCCUCGAAAAUCUUAUUAAUCUGGAGAAGUUAUGCAAUGGCCCUAUCGCACCAGAUUGCUUCAGCAAAUUGAAAGUCGUGCGUAUCAAAAAGUGCCACCGAUUGAAAAAUCUGUGGUUUCUGUCAGAGAUGCAAAGACUCAUACAUUUGGAAGCGAUUCAAGUAUAUGAAUGUAACUCAUUGCAAGCCAUUAUCACAGAUGAUGCAGGAAAAGUAGAAGUUGCUGCUGAUGACAUAGUUGAGUUGCCUAAUGUACAUCGUCUGGAUUUGCAGAAGUUACCAAAUAUGACGAGCUUUUGCACCGGAGCUGAGGAUGCUCC
This is a messenger RNA of Syzygium oleosum, 2267 nucleotides long. Its product is annotated as disease resistance protein At4g27190-like. The record is from RefSeq and is a predicted model, not a curated record. Bases 1 to 1320 code for a protein of 439 amino acids. The transcript has a single exon. Gene Ontology annotation, molecular function: ADP binding; ATP hydrolysis activity. NCBI's taxonomy places the organism in Eukaryota, Viridiplantae, Streptophyta, Magnoliopsida, Myrtales, Myrtaceae.